CUUCUCCAAAAUGGCCAAGUACUCGGGCAAAAAAUGCCGGCUGCUUUCGAUGAUGUGGCUGACGGCGUUCUUCUUCUUCGUGGAGAUCAUAGUGGGUUAUGUGACCAACUCGAUGGCUCUGGUCGCAGAUAGUUUCCACAUGUUGGGCGACAUUGCCGCCUUAGUGAUAUCAUUUCUGUCUGUAAAGAUGUCACCGAAGAAAUGGUCGAAGAACACCUUUGGAUGGGCCAGGGCCGAAGUUUUGGGAGCUUUGGUCAACGCUGUGUUCCUGGUGGCCCUCUGUUUCAGCAUCACCAUCGAGGCCUGCAAAAGAUUCAUUGAGGAGGAACCGAUUCAUGAGCCCGAGCUGUUGGUUAUCGUGGGAGCCCUGGGUCUUCUGGUGAAUGUGAUUGGCCUCUGUUUGCUUUACGAGCACGGCGGUCACCAUGGACACUCGCAUGGUGCCGGACUUACCCGCAAUCACAGCCGACUCACUGAGUUGGCCAACAUGGACGAGGGCGAGGAUGAGCAGAACGACUAUGCCUACGAGAAACAGAAGGAGAAGCCGGUGGUGAAGAAGUCCAGCCAUGGACACAGCCACGAUCCCGGCCAGAUGAACAUGCGUGGAGCCUUCCUGCACGUUUUGAGCGAUGCCCUUGGCAGCAUCAUUGUGGUGAUCAGUGCGGUGGUGGUCUGGAAAACGGAGUGGAAGUAUCGCUACUACAUGGAUCCCGCUCUGUCCAUCGUCCUGGUGGUGCUCAUCCUCCACUCCGUGUGGCCACUGCUGCGUGAAUCGGCUCUGAUCCUGCUGCAAACGGUGCCCACGCACAUCCAGGUGGACGCCAUCCAGAAGAGGCUGCUCGAGAAGGUGGACGGAGUACUGGCGGUGCACGAGUUCCAUGUCUGGCAGUUGGCCGGCGACCGCAUCAUCGCCUCUGCCCAUAUAAGGUGCCGCAACCUCUCGGAGUACAUGAAGAUUGCCGAGAAGGUGAAGGAGUUCUUCCACAACGAGGGCAUCCACUCCACCACCAUUCAGCCGGAGUUCAGCGAGAUCGAGGGCUGCAACAUGUCCGAUGGCACCUCCAGCAUCAACAUGAGCGGCUCCGACUGCUGCGCUUUGGACUGUCCCACCACGGAUGAGGGAUGUGUCAAAGCCACCUGCUGCCAGAACAACAACAAACUGAACCAACUGCCCUCACCCACCAACUCGCCUUACCUGUGUCGCCAGAGAAAUGCCGCCCGACAGGCGGGCGAUGUGGAGGCGGGUUCCCUGCUGGAGGCCACAGCCAGUGGAUCCUCUGGUGGAGCCACCGUGGGAGCAGGAGUGCCCACCGCAGGAGCGCCGGCGAUAUCAACGCCGAAGAGCGAUUUGGUCUGACGACAGCCACCACAGCAGACGGCGCAACAACAUGUACACUUUGCCACGACCAAAACGGAAACCACAAGCGCAACAGGAGCAGCAACAUCAAUACGUGAUAUAAUGUUCGAGCCAAGCGCCGCCAACAACCAAGUGGCUUCCACAUGCAGCGCACAGGAUGCAGGCGGCAAUCUCGGCCAGCGGCGAAGGGAACUUCAGUUGCAGGCCGAGCAGCAGCAGUAUCAGGAGCGGGUGCCACCGUUGAGCACCCGGAAUGGCGACGAGGUGGCCCUCUAAUUUAGGAGCCUAGUUUAAAAUAACCGCUGCAAUGGAGACUGGUCUGCCAUGUGGCAGCGUUCGUGUUUUAGUGUUUGUAUCAUUAUUUGUUCUUAGCGGAAUUUAGGCAUUAAUGAGCUAGUUUAAUUAAAGUAAAAGUAAAAGUAAAAUCAAAAAAAUGAAUGUUAUGUAUAACACGAUUAUCUGAUAGAGUGCAGAGAACACAAAGUUUAACGAAAGAGAGUAUGUCAUUCAAAUAUACUGCAUAUAUAGUAUGUUAAAACCUAUUCGAUUGUAGUUAAUUGCAUUAGUUUAAGUCGAUAAGUGAGAGAGCCCAACCAACAGAGAAUACAUAUGUACUACGUUUUUUACAUUUUGAGAAAGUUUAUACAUACGUGAAAUAAAUUAUUGUAUUCAAUAGUUAUACCUACGGAUUAGCAAAUGACUAAAGAGAGUUUACAAAAUACAUAGGUAUUUGUGUAUGGUUAGGCCAUAGACCCUUAAUCUUAGUAGUUGUAAUGCUAUCUGUAAAAAAAAAGAACAUGUUUUUACCACAACCGUGAAACUAGUUUCUAUUUAAUUUUAAUUGUAUCGAACUUUAUAAUGACUAUACAUUUAAUGCGAACAUCAUGUAUUAUUUUAUGAUCUGCAUUGAUUUUGCACCUGUAUAUGUUUGUAAAUAAACACCAAACAUAAUCAGUCCAAGCUAA
Molecule: messenger RNA, 2322 nt
Organism: Drosophila elegans
Lineage: Eukaryota; Metazoa; Arthropoda; Insecta; Diptera; Drosophilidae
Gene: ZnT63C
Product: zinc transporter 1
Exons: 6
Coding region: 11-1357 (448 amino acids)
Biological process (GO): zinc ion transmembrane transport; detoxification of zinc ion; intracellular zinc ion homeostasis
Cellular component (GO): membrane
Molecular function (GO): zinc ion transmembrane transporter activity
Source: RefSeq, a predicted model, not a curated record